Molecule: messenger RNA, 4273 nt
Organism: Lytechinus variegatus (green sea urchin)
Lineage: Eukaryota; Metazoa; Echinodermata; Echinoidea; Temnopleuroida; Toxopneustidae
Product: cytochrome b-245 heavy chain-like
Exons: 14
Coding region: 284-2032 (582 amino acids)
Biological process (GO): superoxide anion generation; defense response
Cellular component (GO): NADPH oxidase complex; plasma membrane
Molecular function (GO): superoxide-generating NAD(P)H oxidase activity
Source: RefSeq, a predicted model, not a curated record
ACGCUAUGACGAAGGAUUUAGGGGGAAACUUAAGUAUACAGUUCUUCUUAUUAUCAGGUUGGAAGGUGUAUUGUGCCUCAAGAGCUCGAUGCAUUUGUCCUACUUCUGACAGACACGGCUGAUUGUGUUUUGAUGAUAAUAAAGCUAUUGUAAAUCAGGGCUGUACACACGGAAAUAACAUAACCGGUUGCCUCUCUCGGUACACCCCUGUCAUUAGUACUGAAGCCGUCUAUCUUGGACUACACUUUCUUUCUCGCUCUCUCUCUUUCUUAUUACCAUCAACAUGGGUGAUAAGUUUCUCAACGAGGGGCUGAAAUACUUCUUUCUGCUACUAUGGUUAGGAGCAAACGUAGCCUACUGGGUAGUGACAUUCCUGGUCUACGAGCAAGGACCUCAAUAUUUCUACGUCAGGCAUAUUACUGGGGUUGGUCUUUCCAUAGCGAAAGCAUCGGGAGCAGCGUUAAAUCUGAAUAGUUUGAUAAUCUUACUACCGAUCUGUAGAAACCUCAUCUCUUUCUUCAGGGGCUCGUGUGCCACAAACACACUUUGUAGGAGGAGUGUUCGACGUCAGCUGGACAAGAAUCUGACCUUCCAUAAGACCGUGGCCUACAUGAUCGUUAUCUGGACCAUCGUCCACGUCGCCGCUCACGCUUUCAACUUCAGGAACCUUUACAACCACUAUCGGUGCGUGACGACGAACAACGAUGAACUGUGCGAAGGCAUUACUGCGCUCGCUCGCAAGUUCACGGCUCGGCCGGAAGACAACUGGUUGAAUCCUAUCCGAGGGGCCAAGAAUCUUCCAGCGGGUCUCGGUCUAAUUGAACAGGGCCUGAUCCCGAUCGCUGGCUGGACCGGAGCUGUUCUCACCAUCGCUCUAAUCCUCAUGUUCUCAUCCGCAACAGAAUUCAUCAGGCGUUCGUAUUUCGAGACUUUCUGGAUCACGCAUCAUCUCUUCAUCGUCUAUUUCGCUAUGAUACUUGCCCAUGGUGUAGGUGGUAUCAUCCGCUCACAAACAAAUCUUGAUCGCCAUGAUGUAGUGUUCUGUUCUGAAAACCUUGAUCAAUGGAGUCCAACAUCAGACAGAUGUGAAGAUCCGGUAUUUAAAGACGGAUCCGCUGCGAGUUACAAGUGGGUGACCGCUCCCCUCAUCAUCUACUUUAUUGAGAGGAGUAUCCGCUUCUGGAGGAGCUGUCAGAAAGUCACUCUAACAAAGGUUGUGAAACAUCCAUCGAAGGUAAUUGAGCUUCAGAUGAAGAAGAAAGGAUUUAAGAUGGAAGCCGGUCAAUACAUCUUUCUUAAAUGUCCAUCCAUCUCACACGUACAGUGGCAUCCAUUUACUCUUACAUCGGCCCCGGAAGAGGAUCAUUUUAGUGUUCAUAUCCGUAUAGUUGGUGAUUGGACUUCUGAUCUAUUCAAAGCUAUGGGAGCUGACAAGCCAGAGCAACAAUCACAGGACGAUCUAGCUAGAGUUGCCGUUGAUGGUCCAUUUGGAACAGCCAGUAUUGAUAUCUUCAAAUACCAGGCUGCUAUUUGUGUGGGAGCUGGUAUAGGAGUAACACCAUUCGCAUCCAUCCUUAAAUCUAUCUGGCUAAAGAGUGUCAACAACAGCGCCUCGCUGAAGCUGAAGAAGGUGUAUUUCUUCUGGAUCUGCCCCGAUACGAAUGCCUUCGAGUGGUUCUCAACACUCCUUGACUCCAUUGAUACCCACUUUACGGAGCAGGGUAAACCUGACUUCCUCAAAUACUACAUCUAUCUUUCAAGGGGUUGGAACAAUACUCAGGCAAAGAACAUUUACCUCCAGGAGGAACAGGAGAUUGACGCCAUCACCGGCCUGAGACAGAAAACCCACUACGGUCGUCCUAAAUGGGACUCGAACUUUAAGAUGAUCGCAGAGGAGAAUCCAGGGACGAGUAUCGGAGUAUUUUUCUGUGGUCCCAAAGCCUUAUCGUCAGUACUACACGAGAAUGCCAACAAAUUCACCAGCUUGACGCCGGACGGAGCCAAGUUUUUCUACAACAAGGAAAACUUCUAAGCAUCAACGUUCGGUCGGGAUAACGAAAAUAAAACUUUCAAUCAUCGCCAACCUGUAUUUUUUUUAAAAGCGUUCAAAAUGCUAUUAACGGAUUAUUGCGAUGAUGAUAUCAACUAACCAACGCUAAGAAACAUUUUUUCCCACUGCUCGUGAACAAAUCAUCCUAUUUCUCAGAGCGCAAUUGCCGCUAUUACAACGCCAGCACAUUGUCAACUAUCAAUGUAAAAUAUUGACACAGUUUUAUGAUAUCUACCAUUUAGUUAAAGGUUUAAAUAUCUUUUACUACUUUGAAAUAUUUAGAGUUAAAGACUUCAGCGUUUUAAUUCUUUCGAGUUCUCGAUAAAAGCAAAGAUAAAUAUUGUUGUUCUAAUUGGAAAUUAUUGUUAUAAUUGGAUAUAAAUCUAUAUUACAUAAUUUUUUGUCAUCUUGAGACAAUAUAGAUAGUCAUACAAAUUUAUAUUUAUAUUUUAAGUAUAGUAGAGUAUUUCUGGAACAUUCACAGUUUUCGUUUUGACAUGAUUCCUUCAUUAAAUUCGAUGGGAAGAAUACACUAAAGAAGACCAAACUUAAAGUGUAAAAAGUAUUACGUCAAAAUAAUAUAAAAAGUGCAAGAAAUCUUACAACACCGUCCUAAUUUCCUUGAAAAUUACAAGCCAAAAAAUCCAAAAAACCAAACUAAAACAAAACCAAAAGUACUCCAAUAUGUUUGUACUUCGUCCUACCAUGGUCCUACAUUUCAGGGAAGUGCCAUUAUGAUAUGAUUUUCUUGAGGUACAAUUAUCAGUGCUUAUGUUAACAAAUUCGGUGUCAACAAUAGCGUACGCAGGGGGUUGGCUCCAGGGGUUCACCCCCUUAAUUUUUUGAAAUCCCCCUUAAGACUUCCACCCCUAAAAACACAUUUGAAGACCUUUUUUUUCCGUGUCACUUUUUUCAGCUACAAAAUGACGUAAAGUUGGUGGUAAAGACCUUUUUUUCACUUGUCAAUUUUUUGGGGUAGGAAACUACCUAAAAUUUGUGAUUGUCAACAUUUCAUUCAGCUUGAAAACCCCCUCCUUUCAAAAAUCCUGCGUACGCUACUGGUUGUCAACGAUUAGUGGAUCAAAAAAUGGUUGAUAUUUAUUAUAAAUCAUCACGAUCUGUCAUUAUUUCAGUGCAUGCUCGAGUACAUAUGGAAUUCAAAGUACUGCCUUGUUGGCUAUCGUGUGUUUACCUUGUGUAACAGUAUAUCAAAGUGUAACUUUGAAACUUAGUACAUGAACCAAAGAUCACAUUCUAAAUAAAGUUAUGCAAUUUUCAACUUCCAAGAAGUUUCCAAGUCUAUCAGCGAUAGCACCAAAUAUGUGAAGUUGUAUCAUGUUUACGAUUAGGCGUUGUCACGGUUAUAGUGUAGGAGUUGCCUGAAUAUUUACAAACCAUAUUUUCAGCACAUCAAUGCACAUUCUCGUGUACCUUUCUUGAAAAAUACAUAAUGGAUGAUAUGCAUUCUUUAUCUAUCAAAAACAUAGUAUAAUACAUGAUAAUUAAUCAAAAUGACACACAAUAGACGGCAUGAACAUUGAAUUUUACUAUCAUAUUUCAUUGCCGUAUAGUGUAGUUGGAAGUCGAAGGGAGGUCUCUCUUUUUUUUUUAAAUGAAAGAAUUAAUCUUUCGGUAAUUCAAAAUACUGGUGUCUUUUAAACGUAUGUCUGUUUUUGUUUUAAACUUCACACAUAGCAUUGUAUUAAUUGUAGUAACUUAGUAAUUCAUAUUUGAUUUACUUGUUAAUUGAGGGAUAUAUACGAUGUUACUUUAUACAGUUUAUCUUGUCUGGUUCUGGGUAAUGUUGAAUACAUUAUAAAAAAAAGUUGAGAAGAGGUUAUGUUUUAUAAUAUUCAGGUAUGAUCAUAUUGGAAAUAUGCUACCGUUGCUUCACUAUUUCAUGAUAAGGUUUAAAAAGAAGACAUUACAUUGAGUGGAUGACGAAAGUGUUAGUGUUUUGUGUGUGCUAUAAAACUUUGCUUAGAACCACAAAAAAUUACAAGCACCUAAAAAUCAUUGAAUCUAGGGAAAUCCCAGGUAGACUACAGAACAUCGAAUAUAAGAUGCAUUCCCUGGAAUGAAAUUGACCCCCCAGCCUGCGCAAUAUUCCAAGAAUUAUAUUUGAUUUUUCACAUGGUGUCCAUAAAUGUAAUGUGUCUUUAAAAUGAUACGAAAGAAAGUGAUUAAUAAAUAGCACAUAAUUAUGUUUAUUACAACACGCAA